AUGCCACCCACAGAGCUUGACGAUGAGAGACCGCCCAAGCGACAGCGUGUCUCCCGAGCAUGUGCGCCAUGCCGGUACGCCAAAUUGCGCUGCAAUGGUCAGCAACCUGUGUGCGCAACCUGCCGGCAGCAGAGAAAGAACUGCGUCUACGAGACUGGGGCUAAGCGUCGUGGUCUCCGUUCUGGCUAUGUUCGCGCCCUCGAGCUGUUGUGGGGUUUGACGCUUCAAGAAAUCGAGCAUGCCGAGCCAACAGUAAACAAUUUACUUGGUCGAUUGUCAAGGCAAGAUCUGGUGGCGAGCCUCGAUCGAGGGGAGCUCAACACGGCUGCCGCGGCUGUUCUCGAUCGCUGGAAGCAGAGUAGCAUCUUGCGACGUCUCGAUGACUUGCUGGACGAAAACGACGAGGAGAACGACGAAGCUGGUGCAGGAGGAGUCCCAGACGAGUCGCAGAAUCUGCGCCCCGAUCACCCACCAGGUUGGGUCAUCGUCAGGUACCAAAGGGACCAAAGCGAACCUACAAGCUCGAAUGUGGUCCGCCCCAACGUCAACGUUGAGGUGAACAUGUCGAGCUUGGAAUCCUGCUAUGCUUCACAAGUCUCUCACCCGCCGGAACGCUGGCCUCCAGCCUAUGCCUUUCAACUCUUGCUACUGUUCCUGGGCCAUGGCCAGUCGUGGCUACCGAUUCUAGAGCGUCAUACCCUUCUCAGGACAUCGUUCUCGUUUCAGAGAAAGCUGCCUUCAAUAAAGCACGGGGAUCGUGCCGUUUUAUGGGGAGUGUAUGCCUAUGCGUCAGCCACGUGCGGUCAUCUGUUGAACGCUGCCGAGGAGAGCCGGCAGGCCAAAGAAUGCUGCAAUGAAUUCCGCACGCAGGCUUACUCAAUGCUGCCACUCGAUUCGGAUCUACCUGUUGAAAUGGGCCACGUCCAAUGCGCAAUACUGAUUUCCCUCACUCGUCUCGGCUCUGGAGCGGUCAGAGCCUCUUGGCGGCUGGUCAGGAUGGCUAUCCAGAUGAUGAGGGAGAUGUCUCGUCAGUAUGGGUACACUGUCAAUCAGGACACCUUAGCAAAAGCAUGGCUCGCCUGCUUCCUUCUUGACACGCUCACAUCGGCCUGCCUACACAGUCAGCCAUUGUUGCAUUUCUGUGAUGUGGCCAACUGGUGCCACAUCGACGAAAGUGGUACAGAAGAAUGGCAGCCGUGGUGCCCACCUACGACAACUAACUACGGGCCCCCAUUGGACCUACCGACUCAUUCACUGAGUAUGCUCCUGCUCCAGGUGAAGCUGAUGCGUAUCUUGAACGAUUACUUGCACAACAAGAGUACAACCACUGAAAAAUCUCGAAAUGAUUUGAUUGACUGGAACCAAGAGCUACUAAGCUGCCUGUCUCGCGAAAGACUGACCUCUAUCCUCCAGAGAGAGGACCUUGAAAUUUUGCAAUUACCACCAAGCUUUACGAACCUGAGCAUCAUAUACACCGGCGUCUGGAAGCGGAUUAUGAAGCAACCACAAGACCCCAGGUGUACCCCAUCUUUGUCUGGCUGCGGACCGACAUAUCCGCUACUUUCGCACACCAAUCUACAGAAGCUACAACAGGAUCAGACAGCGUACAGCCGAUUACCUGCGUUGCAGCUUUUGACGUGGGAUGGGCCAGUCUCUGGCCUGAACAACCGACCUGACAAUUCCGUAGUAGUUUCCGAACCAGCUUUGGAGCUGCUAGAGGACGUGAACCUUGUAAUAGCGUCGCUCGACCCACCACGUACCAUACCAGAGCCUAAUUCGUCUCUCGCCAUGGACAUGGCUGAGCCUAUGCUUCCGGAGGUGAGUGACAUUUCAACUCAGGCGCGAGAGCCUUUCACGUCCUUCGAUGCGGUUUCGAAUCCAAAUCGGAUGGUCGACGCGGAGCAGGGUUCGGGCUCCGAAUUCCCCUCCUUUGAUUGCUACAUGGAUUCCACGGACGCACCUUUUCUUGAAUACUUGGACACACUUGAUGAGAGGCCAAUGUGA
Messenger RNA from Exophiala spinifera, 2004 nucleotides. RefSeq lists its product as uncharacterized. The transcript has a single exon. NCBI's taxonomy places the organism in Eukaryota, Fungi, Ascomycota, Eurotiomycetes, Chaetothyriales, Herpotrichiellaceae. Bases 1 to 2004 code for a protein of 667 amino acids. The record is from RefSeq and is a predicted model, not a curated record. Gene Ontology annotation, molecular function: DNA binding; zinc ion binding; DNA-binding transcription factor activity, RNA polymerase II-specific. Gene Ontology annotation, biological process: DNA-templated transcription; positive regulation of transcription by RNA polymerase II.